Molecule: messenger RNA, 2244 nt
Organism: Penicillium canariense
Lineage: Eukaryota; Fungi; Ascomycota; Eurotiomycetes; Eurotiales; Aspergillaceae
Exons: 6
Coding region: 1-2244 (747 amino acids)
Biological process (GO): positive regulation of transcription by RNA polymerase II
Cellular component (GO): nucleus
Molecular function (GO): DNA-binding transcription factor activity, RNA polymerase II-specific; transcription cis-regulatory region binding; zinc ion binding
Source: RefSeq, a predicted model, not a curated record
AUGCGCUCCCGAACUGGCUGCUUGACAUGUCGGACUCGCAAGCUCAAAUGUGACGAACAAAAACCGGUCUGCACGCAAUGUCGCAAAGGUGGUCGAGAAUGUCGGCCCAGCGAGGGCAUCGUUUUUCGCCAUCAGCAGAACGCGUCGAUGAAUAAUAGCCAACAGCAGGCACCAGAAGGGCGUGGAGAUUUGAAAGGGUUCUACUCGUAUAAGAACACGUUCGACAAGGAUAGUGUCUGGCUAGAUAUCCCGAAACACGUCAUCUUCGUCGACAAUUCCGACCCGUACGCCGACGACCUUGAAAUCGCAGAGUCGAGCGCUGUCGCACUGGCCCAGGCCCAGAAUCAGAGAUGGGGUAGUGACUGCAGGGCCAGCGAUGCAGAUUCGCACGGCCUCGAAGCCUUGUCCGCCGUUGCGAGCCACGAUCGCUUCCCAUACUCCCCCAUGACCCACUCCGUCUCCGACAGCGUCUCGUAUCCCUCUCCGCACCGGUCGCGAAGCAGUGCGAUGCCUCCUCCCACCUCACCAUCGAUGUCCAUAUCUGCCAGCAGCAAUAACACAAACAUCAACUUCCUCCUGAACCCGUCGCAUUCCCUGUCCCCGCCCGUCGACCCUUCCAUGACACCCGACCAGAGGCGUGCCUCCCUUCCAUCGCGACCAGCUGCAUUAUCGAGAUCAGCAACUGAGCAAAGAGUGGAUAGCCCUGCCGAGACAGAUUUCGAGGUUGCUUUCCUGUUGCGACAUUAUACCGAAGGCCCAGGCUUAUGGAUGGAUCUGUUUGACUUGGGCAUAUAUUUUGCCUCGUAUGUCCCAGUACGAGCGAGGUCUAACCCCCUUCUCAAAUACGCUGCUUGCGCAUAUGCUGCAAAGCAACUAGGCUGUGUCAAGGGUGCUAAGGCGAAGAUGGGCGGAGUCUGCUCACGGCAGGCUGUUAUGGAAGUGUGGCCUGAUAAAGACACCGAUUUCCUUUGGCACGGGGCUAAAUAUUAUGAAAAGGCCAUCCAACUGCUAAUGAAAGAGUUGCAACCGGACGCAGAAGGCCCGCCUCCGCUCAGCACACCGGAAGCUUUUGGACAGUGGCAGGCAAACGAGCUCUGUGACGAUGCAGAGAACCCCCGGAAGCGUCGGCGGCGUGUCUCUAAUAGUAGGCUUUCGCGGGGUGUUCAUUCGGAUGAAGUCCUGGCGGCGACGGCUAUACUGUCAGUGUAUGAAUUCCUCGACGCAACGGGCCCUGCGUGGAAUCGUCAUUUGAGCGGCGUGAAGUCUCUUCUCGAUGUGGCCGAGGUGGGCAUCAUGCCAUUGGAGCAUCGGUCGUCGGAUGGAAACAGCCCGUAUCAAUACAAGAAGUCCAGCUUGUCCAAGGCGCGCAAGGCAACGUUUUGGAACUUCGCGCGCCAGGACUAUCUUGCCGCCUUCAUCAAUGAAUGCCACACAAGGUUGAACACAGACGACAUCGUGCUGUGGACCGAAGCCGGUUUGCAGCUCGACCACAUGGGAUUCGUGCAACCCAGCAACACGGGCAAUGCAGGAUAUCCCGAAGGCAACGACGUAAUGAAAGAAGACCAGAUUUGCAACGCGCUUGUCUGGAUCCUCUCGAAGAUCGUCAAUCACAUAAGCUCAGGCGACAACCUCAGUCUGAACGACACCCGGUCCGUCGACAGCGAGCCCCUCGGCGUCUCCCAGCAGUUCCUCCUAGAACGAUGGUACAGACUGGAAGCCGAGCUGGACGCAUGGUACAACGGUCUGCCAGGCACAUUCAAGCCCUGUGCGCGGAUCGAGCCGUCUCGCAUCGCACACUACCGCCCCGCUGACGAAGCCAAGGACCUCACCACGCUGCAGGAAAUCUGGCACAGUAUCCCAAUGUGCGCUUCCAGCAUGCAGCACUACCACAUGGCGCGCAUCCUGCUCCUAAUCAACAAGCCGCACGAAUCGACCAGCCGCCGGAGCACAAUCACGCUGCGACUUCAAUCGUAUCGCUCCAUCGAGGCUGAGAUCGGGUUCCACAGCCGCGAGAUCCUGGGCAUCGGGCUGGCGCGGCCGGACGGCGGCGUGAGGAUCAAUUCAUUGCAGCCGCUGUUCGUGGCGGGCCAGUGCUUGACGGAUGCGCGGGAGCGUCGCACCGCCAUUCGGCUGUUACGGGCUAUCGAGGCGGAUCUGGGCUGGGCGACUGAGUACCGUGUGCAGCAGUUGUUGAAAGAAUGGGGGUGGGAUGAGGCCUUUCUGCACCGGACAGCGGACACGUGA